CUUUGCAGAAAGUCCCGCAAUUUGAGCGAGAAGAAGCGCCGGGAUCAGUUCAAUUCGCUGGUGAACGAUUUGAGUGCAUUGAUAACCACGUCGAAUCGCAAAAUGGACAAAUCCACAGUGCUCAAAUCCACAAUAGCAUUCCUAAAGAAUCACAAUGAGGCGACGGACAGAUCGAAGGUCUUUGAGAUCCAGCCGGAAUGGAAGCCCACGUUUCUCACAAAUGACGAGUUCACGCACCUGAUGCUGGAGUCUCUGGAUGGCUUCAUGAUGGUGUUUAGCAGCAUGGGCUCCAUAUUCUAUGCGUCGGAGAGCAUUACCUCGCAGCUGGGCUACUUGCCGCAUGACCUGUACAACAUGAGCAUCUAUGAUCUGGCCUACGAAAUGGAUCACGAGGCCUUGCUGAACAUCUUCUUGAAUCCCACGCCCGUCAUCGAGCCCCGCCAGACGGACAUCAGCGCCAGCAACCAGAUUACCUUCUACACGCAUCUGAAGCGCGGCGGCCUGGAGAAAGUCGAUGCCAACUCCUAUGAGCUGGUCAAAUUCGUGGGCUACUUUCGCAACGACACCAGCGCCCACUCGGACAGCCCGAGCAACAGCAGUCAGCUGACGUUGCCGCGCAUCUUCCAGCAGCAUCCGGGCGUUGAGCUGGACAGGAAGCUGGUGUUUGUGGGCACGGGACGCAUACAGACACCGCAGCUGAUACGCGAGAUGAGCAUCAUCGAUCCCACCAGCAACGAGUUCACCUCGAAGCACAGCAUGGAGUGGAAGUUCCUCUUCCUCGACCAUCGGGCGCCGCCCAUUAUCGGGUACAUGCCCUUCGAGGUGCUGGGCACCUCGGGCUAUGACUACUAYCACUUCGACGACCUGGACAGCAUUGUGGCCUGCCACGAAGAGUURCGCCAGACGGGCGAGGGCAAGUCCUGCUACUACCGCUUCCUGACCAAGGGCCAGCAGUGGAUUUGGCUGCAGACGGACUACUAUGUGAGCUACCACCAGUACAAUUCGAAGCCGGACUAUGUGGUGUGCACGCACAAGGUGGUCAGCCAUGCGGAGGUCAUCAAGCAGAGCCACAAGGAGCGACAGAAGCCCACCAAGCCCCUCAACUCCUCCAGCAGCAGCAAGUGCGCCUCGGCGACGACCACGCUGCGCGACUUUGAGCUGGGCAACCAGAAUCUGGACAGCGCGCUGCUCGGCAAUACGCUGGCCAGCCUGAGCAACGAGGUGGCAGCCGCCACGUCGCCCACUGUCGACUCGUCGCCCAUGUGGUCGACGGGCGCGGCUCCUGCUGCCAGCACCUGCCAGCUGAACUCGGUGAAGACCUCGCGGCCCGCUUCCAGCUACGGCAACAUCAGCUCCACGGGCAUCUCGCCGAAAGCCAAGCGCAAGUGCUACUUCUACAACAGAGGCAACGAGUCCGACUCCACCUCCAUGUCCGCAGAUUCUGUGAUCAGUCGCCAGUCGCUGAUGACGCAUGUCAGCUCGCAAAGUCAGCGGCAUCGUUCGCAUCAUCAGCAGCAACGGCAGCAGCAGCAGCAGCAACAACAGCAGCAUCAGCAACAGCAUCCGCAGCAGCAGCAGCAACAACAACAACAGCAGCAGCAGCAGCAAAACUCACACUCUCAGCAGCAGCAGCAGCAACAGUUGCAGCAUCAACAGCUCACCCAGCACCAUUUGCACCAGCAACAGUUGCAGCUGCAGCAGGGCACUGCUGCGCCCAAAAUCCUGCCCAUGCCGUUGGCAACCACCCAGAUUGUCACGAGCAACGCCUGCCAGUUUCCACAGUCCAGCUAUCCGCUGACCAGUCCCCAGCUGGUGGCGCCCAGCUUCCUGGAGCCACCGCAGUACCUCGCAGCCAUACCCAUGCAGCCGGUGAUGGCGCCGUUUCCUGUGGCGCCAGUCCUGUCGCCGUUGCCCAUGCAGACGCAGUCGGAGCUGCUGCCGGGCGCCGUUGUCAUGACCUCCACGCAGAGCCAGCUGCAGGAUCAGCUGCAGCGCAAGCACGACGAGCUGCAGAAGCUGAUCAUGCAGCAGCAGAACGAGCUGCGCAUUGUCUCCGAGCAACUGUUGCUGGCGCGCUACACCUACCUGCAGCCCAUGAUGCCCAUGGGCUUCGCUGCCAGCAACAUGGCCGUUGCUGCUGCCGCCGUCGAGGGCAACUCUGCCGGCAACCAUGUGCAGCGCAACUUCAACUUCAGCGGCAGCAAUGCUGUGGAGCCUCAGUUCAAUCAGUAUGGCUUCGCUUUGAACUCGGAGCAGAUGCUCAAUCAGCAGGACCAGCAGAUGAUGAUGCAGCAGCAGCAGAAUCUGCACAAUCAGCAGCAGCACAAUCACAGCCUGCAGCAGCAGCAGCCGCAGCAGAGUCAGCAACAGCUGCAGCUGCAACAGAGCCAGACUCAACAGCAACAGCAACAGCAGCAGCAGCAGCAGCAGUUGCAGCUGCAACAGCACAGCCAGAACAACAUAUUGUCGCGGGAGGAUAUUGAGGACAUCGAUGCCUUCCUCAAUCUGUCGCCGCUGCAGUCGCUGAAUCAGCUCAACAGCAGCAAUGCCAACAGCAAUGCCAACGCCAGCGGCAACAACAACAAUGCCAACAAGAACACAAAUGAAGACUCGCUGCUCUCCUACAUGCAAAUGGCCACCGAGUCGGGCGCCUCGCUCAACUUUCACAUGGGCAUCAGCGACGACGGCUCCGAGACGCACAGCGAGGACAAUAACUCGACCCAGAGUCAGCUGGCAAACGAUCUGGAGAUCCUGCCAUAUCCAAUCGGGCAGGAGGCAACACAAAGUCUGUUCAGCUCCCCCCACACUGCGAACAGUAGUCAAUAG
Molecule: messenger RNA, 2826 nt
Organism: Drosophila arizonae
Lineage: Eukaryota; Metazoa; Arthropoda; Insecta; Diptera; Drosophilidae
Gene: Clk
Product: circadian locomoter output cycles kaput protein Clock
Biological process (GO): circadian regulation of gene expression; regulation of transcription by RNA polymerase II
Cellular component (GO): nucleus; CLOCK-BMAL transcription complex; cytoplasm
Molecular function (GO): RNA polymerase II cis-regulatory region sequence-specific DNA binding; protein dimerization activity; DNA-binding transcription factor activity, RNA polymerase II-specific
Source: RefSeq, a predicted model, not a curated record